AUGGCAAAUUAAAACAAUGAUAGUAUUUUAGAUUUUAGAGACAUCUGUUCCAAACCUAAAAUCACUAUUCAUGAAGGUCUUCUUUGGAAAUAUCUUAAUACUUAAUUCUCUAGACCUCCUGAAUCUUAAUAUAAUCCUGAAACAUCCAAAAUUAGCUAUUCUCUUAAAGAAUAUUCUAUACAAGGUAAACUAUUAAAUAAAGACUAUAAAAACAUUAGAAAAAUUUAACUUAAACAUGAUAAAUAAUCAUAUUUUGGAUUACAUUUAUGUCUGAAUCUUAUGGGUAAUAAAGAAAUUGCUGUUUUUGAAGUUAAUCCUACUCUUAGAAAAUCACUCUUAUAAUUAGAAACUGAAAAUUAACGCAAACUUCCAACCAUUCCAUUUAUAGACUUCUAAUACUCAAAAUUUGUAGAUGAACCUUAAAUUUGGAUUCUUGAAAUUCAUGAUGUUGAAGAUAUUGAAGACAAUGAAAAACUUACAUUAGAAGAAAGAGAACUUAAAAUUAAAUUAUUGAAACCUUAAGCUGCUUAAUUAUUUAAAGAAUAAAGAUUUAAAGAAGCUAUAUAAAUUUACAAGUCUCUCUUAUCUAAAAUUGGAUCAAUACCAAAAAUAUAAAAAAAUAUUAUGACACCUGAGUAAAAAACAUUCUUUAAAAUUGAACAUUCACGUGUCUUCUCUAAUCAAGCUAUUUGUUAUUUAUAAAUUAAUGAUUUUGCUAAAGCUAUUGAAACAGCAAAAUAAGCCAUCUUAAUAUGGGAUGAUAAUUUUAAAGGUACAAUAUUUCUGAAUGUAUUUAGCAAAUUUUAUUUCUGCUAAAGCACAUUAUGAAAUAGGAUAAGAAAGUGAAGCUUAUGAAUUAUUCUCAAAAAUCAUUUAGAAAUUCCCUAAUGAAGACUUGACAGAAGUUCAAAAAUAUUUGUUAAAAACAAAACAAAAAAAAACUACAAAAAAUGAAUAAGAAUUUUAUAAAAAAAUAUUUGAAAAGUUACCAGAAAAGGAUAAGGAUGAAAUACAUAGAGAAAUAUCAGAUAAAUUUGAAAAAGUUGAAAAAAAUAGACACACUGAAAAAAUCCUUGAGUAGGCAAAAAAUGGAUAAUCCAUUAAUCAUGAAGAAAUUUAAAAAUUAUAAUGA
This is a messenger RNA of Paramecium sonneborni, 1132 nucleotides long. NCBI's taxonomy places the organism in Eukaryota, Ciliophora, Oligohymenophorea, Peniculida, Parameciidae. The record is from the annotation of a GenBank genome assembly.